Messenger RNA from Manihot esculenta (cassava), 2125 nucleotides. RefSeq names its product xaa-Pro dipeptidase. The transcript is spliced from 15 exons. The record is from RefSeq and is a predicted model, not a curated record. Gene Ontology annotation, molecular function: manganese ion binding; metalloaminopeptidase activity. The coding region runs from base 69 to 1397 and encodes 442 amino acids. NCBI's taxonomy places the organism in Eukaryota, Viridiplantae, Streptophyta, Magnoliopsida, Malpighiales, Euphorbiaceae.
UCAGUGUAUAACUAAGCAGAGAAAGUGGCACACUCGUCAUCGGAAAUCGGCAGAAAGAAGCCAUUUCUAUGGCGUCUCCGUCGUCUCUCUCUCCUCCUCAAGUUCCGAAGGAGCUUUACGAUAUCAACCGCGAAAAGCUUCUCAAAUCUCUCCGUCAACACCUGACCGAAACCUCUCGUCCUCUCCACGGCUUCGUCUUUCUUCAGGGAGGCGAGGAAAAAUCUCGCUACUGUACUGAUCACAUCGAACUCUUCAGGCAGGAGAGUUAUUUCGCUUAUCUUUUUGGAGUGACAGAGCCUGGUUUCUAUGGAGCAAUUGAUGUUGCAACAGGGAAUUCUAUUCUGUUCGUUCCAAGGCUACCGGCUGAUUACGCUGUUUGGUUGGGAGAAAUAAAGCCAUUAUCUUAUUUUCAGGAAAAGUACAGGGUUAGCAUGGUUUAUUAUACAGAUGAAAUUGUAGGAGUCCUGCAUAAACUCCGCAAGGAAGUUUGUCAACCUCUACUGUUCCUCUUGCAUGGACUUAAUACUGACAGUAAUAACUUCUCUAAACCAGCAGAAUUUGAGGGGAUAGAAAAGUUUGAGACAGAUUUGACUACAUUACAUCCUAUUUUGACUGAAUGUCGUGUUUUAAAGUCCGAUCUGGAGCUUGCUGUUAUUCAAUUUGCUUGUGACAUCAGCUCUGAAGCACAUGUCGAGGUUAUGAGAAAAACUCAGGUUGGCAUGAAAGAAUAUCAGUUGGAAAGCAUAUUUCUUCACCACACAUACAUGUAUGGUGGCUGUAGGCAUUGUUCAUACACAUGUAUAUGUGCUACUGGUGAAAAUAGUGCUGUACUCCAUUAUGGGCAUGCAGCAGCUCCAAAUGACAGGACUUUGGAAGAUGGAGAUGUGGCAUUGUUUGAUAUGGGAGCUGAAUAUAAUUUUUAUGGGUCUGACAUAACUUGCUCGUUUCCUGUGAAUGGUAAGUUUACAAGUGAUCAGUCUCUCAUAUACAAUGCUGUACUCGAUGCUCACAAUGCUGUCAUAUCUGCAAUGAGACCUGGAGUUAGCUGGUUAGAUAUGCACAAAUUAGCAGAGAAAAUAAUUCUGGAUUCAUUGAAGAAAGGGUGCAUUAUUGUUGGCAAUGUAGAUGAUAUGAUGACUGAGCGGUUGGGUGCUGUUUUCAUGCCUCAUGGCCUGGGGCAUUUAUUGGGUAUUGACACCCAUGAUCCUGGUGGCUACUUAAAGGGACCAAAUAGGUCAAAGGAACCGGGAUUGAGGUCUCUACGAACUGCCCGAGGACUUGAGGAGGGAAUGUGUUGGUUUCUUGUUUUUACAUUGCAUUGCUCAGAGAAGUCUAUUCAGAAUCUGAUACUUAGUAUAUGUCCAGGUACAGAUGCUGGAUUCUAUCUUAGGUCAUAGUUAUAUGUAAAUUUGGGGUUUAAUUAAUACUAGGAGCCUAAGCUGUUUCAGUUGUUGGUAUUUUGCAGGAAACAGUGAUACAUGAUUUAGGGGAUUUAUUUGCGUGUACGUCCUAUAAUUAUUGUAAUUGAAAAAGAAUUACGUUAAUAGAAGUUUUAUCCAAUUAUUUUGUUUUUUGGGUGUUGGCUUCCCUUAAAAAAAAAACAAUGUUCCUCUUCUAUCAUUUAACUCGAACAGACAUUGACCUGACGCUUUAUCAACCAUUAAUCUGCUUUAAGCUCCAUGAAGCAAGAAAGGCCUAGGCAAUUGACAAGAAGUGCCUACUCAUCAGUUGCAUAUGAAAUCUUCAAUAUGGGUGGUGGUGUUUGUCUGUGGCACUUGCUGUGUCUGAUUGGGUUGCACGACUCAGUGGUUUAUAUAUCAUUCUUUAUGAUGCAUGAUCUAUCAAAUAUGAUUGAUUUUCAUAUUCUUCAUUGACUGAUUGAUGAUUAUUUAUAUCUUGCAUUGCUAGUCAUAUUUUUACGUCUGGUAUGCAUCAUAUAUGUUUUCAUGGAAUUCAUUAGAACUAGUGCUAUUUUAAACCCAUGACUAGUCCCAUCAGGUGUGCUUUUUUUAUUGGGAGGGAGAGAGAGAGAGUGUUGUCAAUUGAUAUAGAUUUGUGGUUUCCUGUUGGAAAUUAUCACAUCAUGUUUUAACACAGUUAUGCCAUGUUGUAAACCCUCAUAAAG